This is a messenger RNA of Cotesia congregata, 692 nucleotides long. The record is from the annotation of a GenBank genome assembly. Lineage: Eukaryota; Metazoa; Arthropoda; Insecta; Hymenoptera; Braconidae.
AAGGUCCCAGCACAUGGGUGGAAAAAUUCCCGAUGGCCGCGGGUUCAAGGCAGAGUCCGGUGAACAUCGAGACGGACCGUGCAGAAUCCGAUCACGAGGCACUGAGCAGCAAGCCGCUUCGCUGGAAAUAUCCGUCAACCGCUUCGAAAAAACUCGUUAAUCCUGGUUAUUGUUGGAGAGUUGAUUGCGACGGAGAUGGAACUUUUUUAACGGGAGGACCUUUGAUGGACGACGUCUACAAACUGGAGCAAUAUCAUUGCCACUGGGGUUGCAGUGACUCUCGCGGGUCCGAGCACACCGUCGACGGGCAAGCAUUUGCUGGCGAGGUGGGAAAAACUCACGAAGAAAUGGACAAAAUCGCUCGCAUGCUACCGUAUGUCUCGCACAAAGAUGAAAUUAUUGAUGUUAUCGAGCCCAUUGAUCCCAGUAAACUUCUUCCUGCAGAUGACAACGGUUAUUGGACUUACUUGGGGUCACUGACAACCCCUCCGUGCAACGAGAGUGUCACCUGGGUGUUGUUCAAGAAAUAUAUCGAGGUCUCCCAUCAUCAAUUAAACAUCUUCCGUAAUCUAAGGAAAUUUCCACGGGGCGAAGAGUGUCCUUGUCAUGAAAACCACGGAGUGGUAAUCAAUAACUUCCGUCCUCCACUUCCGCUGGGCAAUCGAGUGCUUCGUGAGUGUGGAAGUUUCUAA